AUGGGAGAAGAGAGUAGUAAUGCUCAAGAUGCUCUUCACCAGCUGAUAGCAUCCAUGAGAGAUGAGAUCAAAGCCCUAAGACAAGACUUUGGCGACCGACUCCGCCAUGUGGAACAAGCAAGAGUGACCUUGCAACCCACUCGCAACCUUGGAGGGUUGAACACCGGCUUUACCACUAAUCAGCACACCCGAAACAACUUGAGACCUACUGGAGUUCGCAUCAACGAAGCUAAUCACACGCAACCCACCGAUGACGAUUCUUCUCAAGAUGAUGAACCAGCCCAACGGCGACCUAGACACAGGAGGCGUGUGCCGCAAGACGACUAUGGAGAACAAGAUAAAGAUGAGUUCUACUCAUCUAAAAGACAAAACCAGCAUCAUGUCAAGCUGACCGCACCAAGCUUCGCCGGAAAAGUUGAUCCCGAAGCCUACCUUGAUUGGGAGAAGAGGAUGGAUCACAUCUUUGAUUACUAUAACCAUCCCGGUCCAAAGAGGUGGGACAGGGUGAUAUCAGACCGCAAAAGAAAUCGCCUUAGAGCCAUCGACUCAUGGAUCGACAUGAAAGAUAUGUUAAGACAAAGGUAUGUCCCUCCUCACUUUCAUAGAGACUUACAACGACGUUUCCGUGGUCUUAAGCAGGGAACUAGAUCUGUGGAGGAAUAUUAUGAGGAGUUUGAACGGCUGAGAAACCGUUUGGAGCUCAAUGAUGACGAAGAAGCUCUUAUGGCCCAGUUCGUAGACGGUCUACAAGAAAGACUUAGCCGAAAAGUGGAGAGACAAGUCUAUCAAGAUUUCAAGGAUCUUUUCCAUUUAGCUGUUCAAGCUGAGCAACACAUCAAAAAGAAGACCAUGAGUGCCAGAAACCUACCUCAAACCACAUGGACGUCAAACACAAACAAGCCAAUAGACAAAGGCAAAGGCAUAGAAGUUGACUCUCGGUUCAAAGGCAAAGCUGUUGAGACUAGCAAAGACACUAGACCAGAGCUCGGUAAGACGUCUAACCCUCAGAGAUCUAGAGAUAUCACUUGUUUUAAAUGCAGGGGAAGAGGACACAUAUCAAGAGAAUGCCCGAACCAGCGAGUGAUGCUUGUGACCGAAUCCGGAGACUAUGAAUCUCAAGACGAGGCACAGACUGAGCCUCUAGAAGAGUAUGGUGACAUUGAAUACCCUGAUACUGGUGAGCUCCUUGUCACAAGGCGUACAUUAAGUGCAAUGGUGGAACCCUCCGAAACUAUUCAGCGUGAGAACAUUUUUCAUACCCGUUGCACCAUCAAAGGCAAGGUAUGUAAUCUCCUCAUUGAUGGUGGGUCUUGCACCAAUGUUGCUAGUGCUCACAUGGUCGACAAGUUAGGCCUUGAGAGAACUAAACACCCUCGGCCUUAUAAGCUAAGGUGGCUCGAUGACAAGGUAGAACUUAAGAUCAGUGAUCAAGUGUCUAUACCUUUUAGUAUUGGUCGAUAUCAGGAUCAAGUAAUUUGUGAUGUUGUUCCCAUGCAAGCUGGACAUUUAUUAUUAGGUAGACCAUCGCAAUUUGAUAGAGAAACUAAGCAUGAUGGUAGAACUAAUAUGUAUACUUUUAUGCAUAACAAGAGAAAAGUUAGCUUAGCACCUCUCACGCCAUCACAAGUGCAUGACUUGCAAAUGCAAAUACUCAAAGAAAAAGAAAAUCAUUCUAAGUCCAAUUUUCUUGUUCAACAUAGUCAUGUAAGAAGAGCUAUUGCCUCCAAACACACAAUGCUACUAAUGAUCUUUAAGGAGCUUUUGAGCGCAGGUUUUGGAGAACUCUAUCUACCACCCGAAAUUGUUAUUUUGCUUGACAGGUUUAAGGACGUGUUCCCUGAUGAGAUGCCUGAAGGACUGCCACCAAUAAGAGGCAUAGAACACCAAAUUGAUUUCAUACCAGGAGCCGCAUUACCAAAUAAGCCGGCUUACCGUAUGAGCCCAGAAGAGUCUAAAGAAUUGGAGAAACAAGUCAAAGAGCUAUUAGGCAAGGGCUAUGUAAGGGAGAGCCUCAGCCCGUGUGCUGUACCAGUUCUGUUGGUGCCAAAGAAGGACGGGUCUUGGCGCAUGUGUGUCGGCUGUCGAGCCAUCAACAACAUUACCAUCAAAUAUAGACACCCGAUCCCAAGACUAGACGACAUGCUUGAUGAGCUUAGUGGAGCUACCCUAUUUUCCAAAAUUGAUCUCAGGAGUGGGUAUCAUCAGGUGCGAAUGAAAGAAGGAGAUGAGUGGAAAACUGCCUUCAAGACCAAGCAAGGUCUUUAUGAAUGGAUGGUGAUGCCAUUCGGACUCACCAAUGCACCAAGUACCUUUAUGCGACUAAUGAACCAAGUUCUUAGAGCAUACAUCAGUAAGUUUGUUGUGGUUUACUUUGAUGAUAUUUUAGUAUACAGCAAAUGUUUAUCUGAUCAUGUGUCACAUCUUGAGCUUGUAUUCAAGACUCUUAGACAAGAGGGCCUUUAUGCAAACUUAAAGAAGUGCACAUUCUGCACUGAUAAGCUGGUUUUUCUAGGUUUUGUUUUGAGCUCACAGGGUUUACAGGUCGAUGAAGAGAAGGUUAAGGCAAUCAAGGAAUGGCCGACUCCAACAAACAUAAGCCAAGUGAGGAGCUUUCACGGCUUGGCCAGUUUUUAUCGACGCUUUGUCAGGGACUUUAGCAGUAUAGCCGCACCUCUCACAGCUGUGGUCAAGAAGAGUGUGGGAUUCACUUGGGGAAGAGAGCAACAAGCAACAUUUGACACACUCAAGGAGAAGCUCACUGAGGCACCGGUUCUAGUCUUACCUGAUUUCAACAAGACCUUUGAAGUGGAGUGUGAUGCAUCAGGGAUCGGUGUAGGAGCUGUCUUAACCCAAGGAGGCAAACCUGUAGCCUUUUUCAGUGAAAAGCUAGGAGGAUCAACGCUUACUACCCUACCUAUGACAAAGAGUUGUAUGCCUUGGUGCGAGCUUUAG
This is a messenger RNA of Eutrema salsugineum, 2952 nucleotides long. RefSeq lists its product as uncharacterized. NCBI's taxonomy places the organism in Eukaryota, Viridiplantae, Streptophyta, Magnoliopsida, Brassicales, Brassicaceae. The record is from RefSeq and is a predicted model, not a curated record. Gene Ontology annotation, molecular function: nucleic acid binding; zinc ion binding. The transcript has 2 exons. Bases 1 to 2952 code for a protein of 983 amino acids.